Bradysia coprophila is the source of this 1461-nucleotide messenger RNA. RefSeq lists its product as uncharacterized. The record is from RefSeq and is a predicted model, not a curated record. NCBI's taxonomy places the organism in Eukaryota, Metazoa, Arthropoda, Insecta, Diptera, Sciaridae.
AAGCAGAUUUGAUAACGACGAGCAAUAAAAUUGAAAUGUUUUGCAGUCGAUGAUCAGACUGGUGGAAGACAACUCGCGAACACACCGGCAUCAAUAAACAUUUCUUUCGAAAAUGGAAUCAAAAUUAAUGUUGCUGAUGGCAUUGGCAUCGCUGUUGAGUUUUACAGUUGCAACAGUCGUUGAAACCACGGCUCCCUUUGUCUCUCAAGUUUACGUUCCUCAGAUUGCUAAUCCACGACAACUGCUUCUUGAUUUAGCCGGUGAUGUUUUAGUGUCAAGCUCAAGUAGCCGUAUAUCAGCUAUCAGAGAAACCAUUCACGCCAACGGCACAUCAACAGUGGAAACGACAACCAUUGUCGACGGAGCUGGGCUAAGUUUAACGCAUGGUAUUGCACUGAAUAACGGUUUCUUGUAUGCUUCAAGUGCACUGACAGUGUAUCGUUGGCCGUAUAAACCGGGCCAGUUUUCGAUCAUCAAUCAAAACACCAGACAAACGGUCAUCACGAACAUAACUCAAGUGUCGACCGGUCACAGAACGCGUACACUCACUUUUGACGCCGAAGGCAGAUUAUACAUAAGUGUUGGUAGCUAUGCUAACAUUGACGCCGAUUCCUAUCGAUCCCGGAUUCGUCGAUUCCAUUUGGAGCGGCAAUUCUUACCGAUUCCGUUCAAUAAUGGCGAAAUAUUUGCCGAUGGUUGUCGGAAUACAGUCGGACUAGCAUGGAGUAAUAGUGGCGUAUUGUAUGGGGUGGACAAUGGAGCUGAUAUGUUAAACAGACCCGACCUUGGUGGAGCUAUCUGGCCCGAAAAUCCAGCUGAAGAAAUGAACAAAUUUAAUACGCCAAUCGGUACCCAUUACGGAUAUCCUUUCUGCUGGUCAACUUACAAUCUCCUGAACUAUCCGUCGAGAACACAGUUUGCUUGGCCAACAUUUUUAGAUGAUGGAACUCAUACCGAUGCUUGGUGCCAAGAUCCUAGCAAUAAUGCUCCACCAAUCCUUUCAAUGCCGGCUCACUCUGCCCCAAUAUCUUUUGUGUUUUACGAUGGUGUCAACUGUGGCGUCAAUGGUGGUUUCCCUUGCGAAGCCCAAAACGAUGCAUUCGUUGCUUUCCGAGGAUCUUGGCAUCAAGGUGUCGGCAAUGGCUACAAAGUGACUUGGUAUCCAUUCGACAAGGAUCAAGAGCUACCGACUGGGGAACUGGUUGACGUAAUUUUUUCACCCAACUCAACCAACAGCUGCAACUCCUGUCUCAGAGCAACAGGUGUUGUAUUCAACAGGAAUGGUCAUUUGCUUGUUGCAGGAGACACAACCAACGAAAUAUUCCGCGUGGCUUAUGACGUAGACUUACCAGUUAUUACUAACAUUUACCAUUGAAACCUUCACACCACCACCGUCUUUUAUAGCCUAGUGACUGUUUAAAUUGAUGAAGUGAAGGAAUUUGUAUGAAUAAAGUAACUGAA